CUGCCUGCCUGGACCCAGCCGGUGAUCGUCCGACAGGUGGGCCCGGUUCGUCAUCUGCUCCGGCAAAAAGGUGACUACGGCAAAAAGCCUGCCUUCCAGCGAUCUCCGGCGGCGAGGCGCCGCGCCGGGGGAUGGGCCAGGAUGUGGUCGCGCACGUCUACGACGUCGCCACCGCCGGCUCCGACACCACCGUGCUCCACAUCAACCGCUUCUUCAAGGACGGCCUCGGCCUCGGCGGCAUCUUCCACACCGCCAUCCAGGUCUACGGUGAUGAAGAAUGGUCCUUUGGCUACUGCGAGCGUGGCACUGGGGUUUUUAGCUGCCCCCCAUGCAAAAAUCCCAUGUACACUUAUCGCGAGUCCAUAGUGCUGGGGAAGACUAACUGCUGUAUCCUCAAGGUAAAUCAGAUACUCAGGGAACUGAGCUGGGAGUGGCCUGGACAGUCAUAUGAACUCCUGUCAAGAAACUGCAAUCACUUCUGUAAUACCUUCUGCGAAAAACUUGAAGUGCCGAAACUUCCAGGUUGGGUCAAUCGCUUUGCAAAUGCGGGUGAUGCUGCUCUAGAUGUCGCUGAAACUACAGCAGUAAAGCUGAAACAAGCGAAAAAAGAGAUCGUGACUGCAUGCAAAGCAGCCUCAACAUUUUUGACUGGCACAUCGUCAAGCAGCUCAUCAAAUGCGGAGGAUAUGGGUGGGUCAACAUCGUCAGGAAAUUCUCUUUUUGAGGGGGCAUGGAUCAGAAGUAUCGUCGGUAUGACUAUAAAGCCGUCAAAGAGUCUAGUCUGUGUAGAUAGUUCAGAUAGUGACAGCUCUGAGAGUGAAUCCGUAUCAGAUGGCGAUCGGCCUAACAGCGAUGACAACGCUGAGCAACAAGCUAAAGGCGCAACACAGGAGCCAGGCACCAAAAAUGAGAAUAACAAACCACAGGGCCAUUCAUGAAGCUCACUCACACCAAUACUGCAGAGAGAGGAAAGACCUCUACCAUACUGCCGUUUUCUGAUAAACAGAUUACACAGGGAGGAAAACCUAGAGCAGAAACUAACUUUACAAUUUUGUCACGUUCAUUUCUGAUUGAGAGCUGGGAGCGGCGAAAGGGCCCUGAGGAGUGCGGAAGCAAUGGAGCGCACCACAAUGUGUGCAAUCUUGAGCUUAAUCUCUCCGCGCCGUGGGAGCGGGCGAACUCUCCUUUGCCUUUCAGCCCUGUAAACUCUGAUGAGACGAGUCGCGCUCGCUUUCUCUGCCAUCUUUGUCAAACGAAGGAGAUGUUUCUUCGUAGAGAGUAGUAGGAAGCAGACGGUGAAGGAAGAGAUGUAUGUUUGGGAGCUGGUUGCACUUAUGCUUAAUUUCGUGCUACUGUGGUCUAUUUAUAGAUGUCGAGGAGUUUAUCUGAACAUAAGACAUGACAGCUAAAUUCUUGUUUCUGUGUAGUAUCAACAGAAUGCUGUUCCUUAUAAUAACCCUGCAGUGUCUGUAGGUAUGAGAAACCUCUGCUGGCGUGUGUGUUUCAGUCAUGAUUGGUAUGUUUGUCCGUGUGCCCGAAUCUGCAAAUCUUUGACUUGUUGCUGUCCAUACGCGUCUCUUUGGAGCAGACACGUAUGCAUCCUAUGAGGAACAAAUGAUUGGCUUGAAAGGUAGUAGUAUGACAUUUGGCCCCUCACCUCUGAUGUCAUGUACUAUAUGUAUAUAUGUAUAUUCGAAAUGCAAGGAAUUGUUGCCAACCUGGUAGCUGAAUUGAGAACGAGAGCCAUGCCGGACAAGUGCCACCUGUGAGGCUGUGAUGUCAUGUGAAUGUAUCAGAAUCCUAGGCUUGUGGAGGAGCAGAGAAAUGAUGCCAGGCUGUGGUGCCCCCAGGGCUGAGUGCUUUGCCGCUGCACGGGAGAGACAGGCAUUUGGUUGGGAUUAUGCUUGUUGAUUGCUGGAGCGGUUACAAGAGGCCGUCUCCAUCUUGAGCGCUAAUCAUUUGCAUUAGUUUUGCCAUGAUCCUUGUGUCGUGUGGCAGUUGCAGACUUGCAGUCCUACCUUACCUGUGACAAGCUGAUUGGCCCUUGACUGCUUGACAGACUCUGGAUCCGAUGGAGAAGAUCAGAAGAAGUUUCCUGGAGACCUUUUGGUCUCUGUCUCUCCUUGUGGUGUUUCAGUAUCACGUCGUUUUCUGAAACCCAUUCAUUCAUAGACGUGUUUACAAUCUUCAUACAGCUGAAUGAUGCUGCAACA
Sorghum bicolor (sorghum) is the source of this 2213-nucleotide messenger RNA. RefSeq names its product desumoylating isopeptidase 2. Gene Ontology annotation, molecular function: deubiquitinase activity. Gene Ontology annotation, biological process: protein deubiquitination. Lineage: Eukaryota; Viridiplantae; Streptophyta; Magnoliopsida; Poales; Poaceae. The coding region runs from base 132 to 938 and encodes 268 amino acids. The transcript is spliced from 5 exons. The record is from RefSeq and is a predicted model, not a curated record.